AUGACAACAGAGAAAGACCGGGAAAGCCGAAGCAUCGUGCAGGUGUUCCUGGGGGAAACGAGGGAGAUAGCCAGUCUGGUUGCCAACCACAGUACUGGUGGUCUCUCGGCUCCGGUUUUUGCUGUAACUGAUGACAAUUCUGAAGCUGAGGUGACUCAAUCACUUGAUGAGCUUUUUGGAGAGCAGGAGACCAUACCAAGUAUGACCCCUACAGAGCAGGGAGAUGGAAGUGCAGAAGAAUCACCAUUGCAUCCAAGCCCAGAAGAACUUGUCUUCCCAGAUUCUUGGUGCACACCACCCGCUGCAGGAAGGAAAAAGGACAAGACCGUCCCUACCAAGGAGAGAACGCAACCGACUUCUGAAGAAAGAAGAUCCAAGAUCGCCUGGCCAGCUAUGAACAACAGUGGAUGGUCAUCGUUUGAUGAGGAUUUGGACCAAGUACUUCAGACAGCAUUGACAGGAUCAGUCGAUAGGAAGCUUAAAGCAUUACCUUCGAUCACCUACGCCUUAGGGAAGGAGAGAUUUGGACUGGAGCAGAAAGCAAACCUCUCGAGACCGCCGCAGGUUACAAACAGAAGACUCUGUGAAAUAAAAAAGCUCCGAGCAGAACUGCGAUCCCUAAGGAAACGCUACAAACAGUCAAGCGAGGUUGAGAAGAAGGGAAUAGUUAAACUAACAGAAGAGGUUAGAUCAAGGCUGAGGACACUAACAAACGCAGAGAGGCUCAGGCGGAAAAGGAGGGAUAGAGCAAAGAAGAGAAAAGCCUUCGUUAGUGACCCCUACAGGUUCACACAGAACUUGCUAAGUGGAGAGAAGUCUGGGAUACUUGAAAGCAGUCAAGAGGAUGAAGAAACCUUUUUGAGGGAGGUCCACUCCGACCCACUAAGAGAGGAACCCCUUGGAGAGUGCAGUAGAAUCCUACCAGUCAAUGACCCAGACUGUCCAUUGAACAUGAAAGAACCCACUUGGAAGGAGAUCAAUGAAGUGGUCAAGAAAGCUCGCUCUUGCUCUUCACCAGGCCCAAGUGGCAUACCAUACAAGGUUUACAAGAAAUGUCCAAAACUUCUCCCAAGACUGUGGUCACUCCUGCGAACUGUUUGGCGAAAAGGUACUGUUCCGUCAUGUUGGCAAAGUGCAGAAGGAUGUCUGGCACCGAAGGAGAAGAACUCCAAGACCAUCAACCAGUUUCGCACCAUCUCGUUGUUGAGUGUGGAAGGGAAGAUUUUCUUUUCAAUCCUAGCUAAGCGAUUGACAACAUACAUGUUGGAGAAUGAGUAUGUGGAUAUCUCUGUGCAGAAAGGUGGGAUCCCAGGAUUCUCAGGGCGUGUUGAGCACACCAGCGCACUCACUCAGCUACUCCAUGAAGCUAGAAUCGACCACAAAAACCUCAGUGACAGUGCAAGAAAUCUCAUUAUGAACUACUUCAACAGUAUCAACUUGAGUUUCUCUAGCAACACGUUCACUACAAAUUGGUUACAACUGGAGAAGGGGAUUGUUACGGGAUGUACUAUCUUGGUGAUACUGUUCGUGAUGGGCAUGAAUAUGAUCAUCAAGGCAGCGGAGAGAGAGUCAAGAGGGCCCAAAACAAACACAGGAAUUCGUCUACCAUCCAACAGGGGAUUUAUGGAUGACAUGACUGUCACCACUGAAACCCACAUACAGGCUAUAUGGAUUCUGACGGCCCUUGAUGAAACAGCAACGUGGGCAAGAAUGAGGUUCAAGCCGGGGAAGUCGAGAAGCUUAGUGGUUAGUAGGAAGGGAAAGGUGACAAGCCAGUUCAAACUGUGUAUCCAGGGAGAAGAGAUUCCCUCCCUAGAGGACAAACCGAUUAAAUGCCUAGGGAAAUGGUUUGACUCCUCACUGAGAGACACGCAUUGCCAGGACAUGCUCAAACAGCAGGUAGCUGAGGGUUUGCAGAGAUUAUAG
Molecule: messenger RNA, 1926 nt
Organism: Dreissena polymorpha
Lineage: Eukaryota; Metazoa; Mollusca; Bivalvia; Myida; Dreissenidae
Exons: 3
Coding region: 1-1926 (641 amino acids)
Source: RefSeq, a predicted model, not a curated record